Xenopus tropicalis (tropical clawed frog) is the source of this 2981-nucleotide messenger RNA. RefSeq names its product serine/threonine-protein kinase N2-like. Lineage: Eukaryota; Metazoa; Chordata; Amphibia; Anura; Pipidae. The coding region runs from base 207 to 680 and encodes 157 amino acids. The record is from RefSeq and is a predicted model, not a curated record. The transcript is spliced from 4 exons.
UUUUUUUAGCAUUUAAUAGCCAUGAAAAAGUAGCUGCUACUAUUAGCUCCGUGUAUCUUCACCCUUAGUGGCAAGUACAACCUGGAGUUUUGUAGCUGUUGCAGUUUAGCAGCAGGACAGCUACAGAUUCAAAGUCACUAUUUAGAAGGUUAUGGGAAGGAAAUAGAACAAGAGGCAGAAUUCUUUGUGUUUUGGCAGCAGGUUUAAUGUGUCGUUAUAAUAUCUCCAUUUUGUUUGAAUGCAGAGAUUUAAAGCCAGGAAAUAUACUCAUAGAUCAAGCCGGCUAUUUAAAAAUCGCAGAUUUUGGCAUGGGCAAAACAGGCAUUGGAUAUGGAGACAGAACAGGCACCAUACUUGGCACUCCAGCUUACAUGGCACCAGAGCUCGUGAAGGAGGAGCAAUACACAAGAGCUGUCGACUGGUGGGCUCUUGGAGUCAUCGUGUAUGAAAUGCUCCUUGGAACAAGACCCUUCACCGGAAAGGACAUCGACUACAUGUAUGAGUGGAUUGAGGAGGAUGAGCCACACUAUCCCGACUCCCUGGAACCACAAGCACUGAGCUUUAUAUCACAGCUCUUGAUGAAGAAUCCAGAGGAGCGACUGGGUUCUACCCAGGAUGAUGCAGAGGAUGUAGCUCAUCAUCCAUUCUUUAAUGUAAGUUCUCUGUCUCUAUUGUCAUAAUAAUUAUUAAUAUCUUCUGGGAAAUACCCCUGGGUACUAUCUGAGAGGUACAGUCUUUCAUAUCCUCAGCUUCUAAAAAUGGCCGUAAGGUGCCAUUUUCUGAAGAACUUUAAAUAACAAGCAUUUUUAUGGUGCCUGUUUGCAGAACACAGCCUGGGAUGACAUCAUUGAUGGGAAGGCAACAGCCCCGUUCGUACCCAGCCUCAACGGACCGGAGGAUGUCAGCUACUUUGAUGAGAAGUACACCAAGCUGCCAGCCAAUCUAACGCUGCCCAAAGGACCUUGUGCUGAAAUGGCAGAUAACAUCGAAGAAGCCUUUCAGGACUUCGACUAUUCAGCAUUUUAGGUCCUAAUGGGAUAAUAGGUAAGAAAGGGCCUGAGUUAAAAGACAAGUAGCACAAAUCAGAAGAAAAAAUGCCUAGCACGUUAAAGGUGCAAGGGAACUGAUCAGAGCUGGUUAUGGGAAUCAGGCACAUUGGGGAUUCUAUGGGAAUACUAAGGUGACCUCUGAGAUGAUUGCUCUGAUGCAUGAAAAAUAAUCACAAAAAAAUCCUGCACAAUAAAAAAACUUGUUAACAUAACAAGGUAACCAAUAAGGAGUGCAUCCCCUAAGUGCUAUAGAAUAUCUACAGGAAUAUCACUUAAAAAUGUGUGGAUUUAAUUCUAAGUUUAUUGUUUGGCUUUUGUAGGCUGGUCUCAGAAGCGUUUAGAAAUGGCACCUACCAACAGCUCCAUCAGCAGUUUCCAAAGUACCAAAUACUGCAGUACCACCAUUCAGGUAUCACCUGUUUAAGUAAAUGCAGUUCUAUCAGCAAUGACCCUUCCUCAAGCUUCAGGUGUUCAGGUAAAACCAUCAGUGCAUCUCCUUCUAUCCACCAUAUUUCCACCAGUCCUUUCAUCCAACUCUGUUCAACCAGCAGUGCCUCAACUUACAUCUGCUGUAAUUCCACCAUCCGUGCUCCCCUAAUUACACAGCAAUACCACCAGUAGUGCUCCCAUGCACUUUCACCAGCGGUGCCUCCUCUGACAACCACCGCAUUCCUACCAACGAUGCCCCCCCUGCCACCACCAGCAGGACCUCUUCUUUCAAACAGAUAUGGAAUCAUACACAGAAGCGCCCUCAAGCAUUCGUUAGACCCUGCAUUCCUUUUCACUCCAUCCAUCAGACUGCAGAAGCCGGGGUCUGCAGGCUUCCUGGGGUCCAAUGGAAUGGAAGGGAAUGCAGCAGCUUAAUGGCACUCAUGUGCAUGCUGCCAUAUCUUGGUUUCUUUAAAAACUGCCUCUUUUUCCUUCCUCUGCAGCAGUGUCUCCUCUUACACUCACUGCAGUUCCACCAGUGAUGUCUCACCUGCCACCUUCCGCAGUUCCACCACCAGUACCUCCUGUUUCAACCAAAAUCUGCCACCAUAAACAGGAACACUUCUUAAGCCACAUGCAGGGUAGACCCUGCAUUCCUUCUCACUCCAUCCAUCAGACUGCAGAAGCCGGGGUCUGCAGGCUGCCUGGGUUCAAUGGAAUGGAAGGGAAUGCAGCAUUCACCUAGCAGCUUAAAAGCAUUUUUGUUAUGCGGUCACAUCACUCUUUUUGCCUCCCUCUCUAUUCACUGUAAUACAACCAGCAGUCUCUCCCUUUAUAGUUUCACCAGCUUUGCAAUUUUUAUGUUAUUACAUAUGUUACAUUUACCCCAGUUCCACCGUUAUUAGUUAAUAAUAGAUUAAUUAUAUAUGAGUUAUCACCUCUUUCAUCCCAAUAUGGCACCAUAAACAGGAUCACCCUUAAGCUACACGGUAGACUCUCCUAUUCACUCCAUCCAUCAAACUGCAGAAGCCGGGGUCUGCAGCGAGGGAAUGUAGCCUUAACCCAGCAGCUUAAUGGCAAUCAUGUGUAUGCUGCCAUAUCCCUUUCCCUCACCACCACUGCCUCCCUUUCCUUUCACUACAAUAGCACCAGUAGCGCCCCCCCUUACACUCACCCCUGUUACACCCACGUUACCUUCUCUUUCAACCCAAUAUGGCACCAUAAACAAAAGCACCCUUAAGCAAACUCGGUCAGUCCUGAAUUUCUUUUCAUUCCAUCCAUCAAACUGCAGAAGCCGGGGUCUGCAGGCUGCUUGGAAGGAAAUGCAGGAUUCACCUUGCAGCUAAAUGGUGCUCGUGUGUAUGCUUCCAUAUUGCUUACUGUUUCCCCUACCCUUGGUUUAAUAGGGCGCAUUUGAUCCUGGGAGAAAUCCGAUUGCCGUUAAGGAGUCAGGAAGGAAUUUUUCCCUCUAAUGAAGCAGAUUGGCCCAAGCUUCCAGAGGUU